AUUGCUCUUAUCUCUCUCUCCAACUUUACCUUAAACAAAAAAAAAAAUGGCAAGCGCGAAUCCAGAAACCGCCAAACCCACGCCUGCAUCGGUGGACAUGGCUAAUCCAGAGGAGCUUAAGAAAGUUUUCGACCAGUUUGACUCCAACGGUGACGGCAAGAUCUCAGUCCUCGAACUCGGCGGUGUGUUUAAGGCUAUGGGGACUUCCUACACGGAGACGGAACUCAACCGCGUUCUGGAAGAAGUCGAUACAGAUCGCGACGGUUACAUCAACCUCGACGAGUUCUCAACUCUCUGUCGCUCGUCUUCCUCCGCCGCAGAGAUCCGUGACGCUUUCGAUCUAUACGAUCAGGACAAAAACGGACUGAUCUCCGCCGCUGAGCUUCACCAGGUUCUUAACCGCCUCGGGAUGUCUUGCUCUGUUGAAGAUUGUACUCGUAUGAUCGGACCUGUGGAUGCUGACGGCGAUGGGAAUGUCAAUUUCGAAGAGUUUCAGAAGAUGAUGACGUCGUCUUCUCUCCUCAACAGCAAUGGAUCCGCCGCUCCUUCGACCUAGGGAGUUUUCCAGAUUCCAGAUCUGGAUUUGGGAAUAAUAACUAUGGAUUUUAGGU
This is a messenger RNA of Arabidopsis arenosa, 611 nucleotides long. Lineage: Eukaryota; Viridiplantae; Streptophyta; Magnoliopsida; Brassicales; Brassicaceae. The record is from the annotation of a GenBank genome assembly.